AGUGACAAGCAAAGGGGAGGAGAACAUGGUUUUAAAAGGCUCAACUGAAUUGAGGACUUGAAACUGUUGGGAUGGCUGGACUCAAGGCGCUAUGGGUGGCGGUGCUACUGCUGGUGGUGCAUGAGGCGUCCUCACAGCUAAAUGUGUGUGGUCGGGCUCCUCUCAACACCAAGAUCGUUGGAGGAGUGGAUGCUGCUCCGGGCACCUGGCCCUGGCAGGCCAGUUUGCAGACGUCUGGUCACUUCUGUGGGGGGUCCCUGAUCAACAAUCUGUGGGUGCUGACCGCUGCCCACUGCUUCCCCACAACUGACACGACAGGAUUCACGGUCUUCCUGGGCCGUCAGGACCAGGCGGGCAGCAACCCCAACGAGCAGUCCCGGACCAUCUCCAGGAUUGUCUGUCACCCCGAUUACAGUGGGACCACCAACGACAACGACAUCUGCCUGCUGGAGCUCUCCUCGGCUGUCACCUUCACAGACUACAUCGCGCCCGUCUGCCUGGCCGCGCCCAACAGCACGUUCAACAGCGGCAUCAUCAACUGGGUCACUGGCUGGGGCACCACCUCGUUUGGAGGUUCAGCCGCGGACAUCCUCCAGGAAGUGGACCUGCCCAUAGUGGGCAACAGGGAGUGUAACUGCAGCUAUGGCCUAAUCACCAACAACAUGAUCUGCGCUGGAUUGUCAGCUGGAGGGAAGGACUCGUGUCAGGGUGACUCUGGUGGUCCUCUUGUAGGCAAACAGGGUUUGCAGUGGGUCCAGUCGGGAGUGGUGAGCUUUGGUCAAGGAUGUGCCUUGCCCAACAUCCCUGGAGUAUACGCCAGAGUAUCUGAAUAUCAGGCUUGGAUCAACGGUAUCAUCACCACCAACCAGCCCGGCUUCGUUGACUUCCGAUCCGCGGGAAUCAACAGCGACGCCACCUUCAACUGUGGCGACCCUCCAUCCGGCCCAGUCACCGCCUCACCGACCGCCCCCGCCUCACCGACCGCCCCCGCCUCACCGACCGCCCCCGCCUCACCGACCGCCUCACCGACCGCCCCCGCCUCACCGCCCGCCCCCGCCUCACCGACCGCCUCACCGACCGCCUCACCGACCGCCUCGACGACCGCCUCACCGACCGCCCCCGCCUCACCGACCGCCUCACCGCCCGCCUCACCGCCCGCCCCCGCCUCACCGACCGCCUCACCGACCGCCUCACCGACCGCCCCCGCCUCACCGACCGCCCCCGCCUCACCGACCGCCCCCGCCUCACCGCCCGCCCCCGCCUCACCGACCGCCCCCGCCUCACCGACCGCCCCCGCCUCAUCGACCGCCCCCGCCUCACCGCCCGCCCCCGCCUCACCGACCGCCCCCGCCUCACCGACCGCCCCCGCACUGGUGACGUGCGGCAGCGCCCCCAUGAACACCCGUGACAGCAGGGGGCUGGUGCAGUCCGCCGGCGUGUGGCCCUGGAUCGCUAGCCUGCAGGUCAACGACACGCACAUGUGCGGCGGCACCCUGGUGACUGCGGAUGCCGUCCUGAGCGACGCCUCCUGCUUCACCAUGUACCCCAAUGCCUCCUACUGGACGGUUGAGUUGGGCCGCCGGAAUCUGAACGGCCCCAACUCCUUCAACAUGACCCUGGGGGUGAAAUCCAUCACCCUCAGCAAUCUCACCGGAGACAACAUCGCCGUGCUCAUGCUGUCCAGUCCACCGAGGCUCUCGGACUACAUCCAGCCCAUCUGUCUGGACCAGGGGAUGGGCAGCUUCCUGAACAACAAAGACUGUUGGAUGGCAGGCUGGGGCAUGGGCCAGGGAGGCGCCCAAGAAACCCUGCAGGAGUUCAACACCACGGUGGUGGGUUGUAGCAACACGUCAUCCAGUGACUACAUCUGCACCGAAGCGCUGACUGUGAGAAUGGGUGACGCCGGCGGCCCCCUGAUGUGCAAGAGCGGCAACUCUUGGACCCAAGUGGCCGGGCUUCCCAACGUCAUGGGCAACAGCAGAAUGGUGCGCUCAGAGAGAGCCGCCGACCAGUCCGUGUUCACCGCCACAACGCAAUUUGCUGGCUUCCUGAGGGAAACUCUGAGGAGCCUGCCGUCCCCCGCCAACGUCACCACAACCUCCGCCCCCACGACCACCGCCCCCACCACCACCACCACCACCACCACCGCCCCCACCACCAGUCACGCGUCAGACGCACGCUUCCCCAUGUCCUACCUCCUCCUCCUCCUCUCCUCCCUCUCCGUGCUCUCUGCGCUGGUCUAGAGGCAGCAUGGCCUGGAAGGGCUCGACUCCGGUUUAUUUUCAUGUUGAUUGUAUCUCAGGGAGGGAAGUAUGUGAUUAUGUAAAGAAAUGAUCACACAGUUUUAUAUGUUUUUCCUUUUGGGGUUUUUAUGGACUGUUGGAGUCAGUGGAGUCUCAGCUUACACAUGAUAUAUAGUUUGCGUUGAGCAUAUUACGUGGAAAAGAUCGCUUUUGCUCUUGAAUCUGAAGGUGCAGUUAUAAAAUACAUAUCUCUUUUUGAUAUGUGCUGCUUAUUUUAUUUGGGGUUGGAAUUGUCUUUUGUUUAACUAGCAAUGGUUAGGAGAGACUAAAGGUUGAGAAUGUAUUAAAACUGGGGGUGUGUCAUAUGACCUUAACACGGCGAAAAAUGUAUUUCAAAGGUUAGUUUUUGAAAAUAAAUUUUGUUUAACAAGAUGAUCAUGACCAAUGAAUACCGCUGUGGAGGUUUUUGAAGUAUCUGCCCGAUACGAGUACUUAAAUAAUACCAUUACAGUCGAAAGAACAGUCAUCGGGAACCCAAUGUUUCAGCGGAAAUUCAAACACUAUGGCUGGAUUGCACAAACAUGGAUUAAAUUAGUCCUUGUUUAGGGUUAAUAUAGGGUUAGUAAAUCUAGGUUAAAACUGGUUUAAAUUAAUCAUAGAUGUGUGAUUGGAGAUUAGUUCAACUAGUUUUACCAAGGAUUAAAAUAGGAUUAGUUUGUGUUCAGUAUCUGCCAUGAUGGAUUCCGGCGAAAUGUGAACUAAUUUACGAUUUGUUUGAUAAAGAUGGACCACAAUAUAUUCAAAAA
Molecule: messenger RNA, 3049 nt
Organism: Gadus morhua (Atlantic cod)
Lineage: Eukaryota; Metazoa; Chordata; Actinopteri; Gadiformes; Gadidae
Product: transmembrane protease serine 9-like
Exons: 10
Coding region: 72-2243 (723 amino acids)
Biological process (GO): proteolysis
Molecular function (GO): serine-type endopeptidase activity
Source: RefSeq, a predicted model, not a curated record